AUGUUUGGAUUUGUCAGCAAAUGCAUCCAGAGCUGCAUGGGGGAGCGAACAAGCCGCAAGACGAGACUAGUCACUAAAGAUGGUCGGUGCAACAUUGAAUACGGAAACAUCAAGUACAGCAAUCACUUAUCCUUCCUGGCUGACUUCUGGACCACCUUUGUGGAGAUCAGGUGGCGUUUUGUCCUCUUCCUCUUCAUCGCCUCCUUCACCCUCAGCUGGUUCAUUUUUGGUCUACUGUGGUACUGGAUUUCCCGCAGUAAUGGAGACCUGACGUGGCAAAACCCCGCAGAGGACCACACUCCAUGUGUUGAUAAUGUUGUAGGAAUGACCACAGCGUUCCUUUACUCCCUUGAAACCCAAACGACUAUUGGAUAUGGUGGUCGAGCACUCACCCCUCAUUGCCCAGGUGCUGUGGCCCUCCUCAUCAUCCAGUCCCUCCUCGGAGCCAUUAUUAACUGCUUCAUGUGUGGAGUGAUCCUGUCCAAAAUCUCUUUACCCAAAAAAAGGGCUAAGACCAUCUCAUUCAGUGACAUGGCUGUCAUCAGCCCCAAGAAUGGUUCUCUUUGCCUGUCCAUCAGAGUGGCCAACCUUCGCAAGACCCUGAUGAUUGGAAGCCAGAUCUACGGCAAGCUGCUGAGGACAACAAACACGGCAGAUGGCGACACAGUCAUCAUGGACCAGGUGAACAUCGACUUCAUAGUGGACGCCGGGAAGGACAACCUCUUCUUCGUGUGUCCACUCACUCUCUACCACAUGAUCGACAAGAGCAGCCCCUUCUUCGAGAUGGCGGUGGAUACGCUCCACAAGCAAGACUUCGAGCUGGUCGUCUUCCUGGACGGCACAGCGGAGUCCACGAGCUCUGCCUGCCAAGUGCGGACAUCCUUUGUUCCUCAGGAGAUCAUGUGGGGCUACAACUUCUUGCCCAUCAUCUCCAGAAGCAAGGAGGGCAAGUACAGAGUAGAUUUCUCCAACUUCUCCAAGGUGGUGCCAGUUGCCACCGCACACUGUCCCUACUGUUACCACAACAUCAAAGGUCAUCAUCACCACUCCAGAGACGGACAUGACAACCAGGGCUUUGAGGUGAUUGAGAUCAAUGACCCCCCCAAUUUCACCAAGAUGUGA
Cottoperca gobio is the source of this 1122-nucleotide messenger RNA. RefSeq names its product potassium inwardly rectifying channel subfamily J member 1a, tandem duplicate 1 (gene kcnj1a.1). Gene Ontology annotation, biological process: potassium ion import across plasma membrane; regulation of monoatomic ion transmembrane transport. Gene Ontology annotation, cellular component: plasma membrane. Gene Ontology annotation, molecular function: ATP-activated inward rectifier potassium channel activity. The record is from RefSeq and is a predicted model, not a curated record. Lineage: Eukaryota; Metazoa; Chordata; Actinopteri; Perciformes; Bovichtidae.